UCAACCUCUAGUGUUGUUUCAAAGUGGAACGGUUGUUCAUUUUGAGCAAAGAAGCUCUAAUGCCUUGCUGCACUCUUAGCUUGUAGGUUCCUUUCAUACCUUACGGCCAAUUAUAGUCUUAGUGUGCUGAAAGAACCCCCUUUAGACCUUCAUCGUAUUUUGGUCGAGGAUGCUAUGGGGGUAGCAACUUCACGCAUGAUUCCUUUGUAGUUUUGUUUACUUGUCCUUUAUUUUUCGUUGCUUUAUUUUCUUGUACUUUGGCUCCGCCUCAUUACUCAUUAGCAUCGAAAUAAAAUAAAAUAAAAGUAAAGAAGGAAAUUUUCAUAUUCCCUGGUAAAUCCCCUCGUUUAGGUUUACGGUUCAAUCGUUUGUCUCUCCUCGAAAAACUCCACUCACUCGUAUAGUCAUAUCCGUCUGACUGCCGCUGCCGCCUGAAGUUUGAAUCACAGGUUGGUGGCCCCUCCUGCCCGAGCGCCUGUUGAUAAAAAAAUCAUGUCGCAGUUGGAUGAGAAGGUUCCGAUCUCAGGAAAGCGGAACAUGAUAGUGACGAGUGCACUUCCAUACGUGAAUAAUGUUCCACAUCUGGGCAACAUCGUAGGAUCGGUUCUGAGUGCCGAUAUAUUUGCUCGGUUUUGCCGUCUUCGAGGAUAUAAUGUCCUGUUUGUUUGCGGCACUGACGAGUAUGGUACCACAACGGAGGUCCGUGCUGCUAUGGACAAUCUCACUCCCCGAGAGAUAUGUGACAAGUAUCAUCCUUUGCACAAGGACAUAUAUGACUGGUUUGACAUCCAAUUUGAUCAAUUUGGCCGAACUUCCACCCCUGAACAUACCGUGGUUUGUCACCAAGUGCUCAAUUCUCUCAACACCAACAAUUGCUUGCAAGAAAACAUUCUCGAACAGUUGUAUUGUGAACAAUGCUCCAAGUUCUUAGCAGACAGUCUUGUUGAAGGUCAGUGCCCUCGCUGCCUUAAGUCUUGUAAAGGUGAUCAAUGCGAGAGCUGUGGGGCGUUUGUGAAUGCUCGAGAGUUACUUAACCCUGUUUGCAAGAUCUGUCGGAGUUCGAGCCUGUCUCUUCGCACCUCAGAGCAUCUGUUUCUGCAGCUGGCUUCUCUGAAGCAGGACUUGCAUGCCCUGUCUGAUAGGGUCACCUUUUCAAAUCAACAAGCAGUUACCGAUACACAGAAGCUUCUCCAUAAAGAACUCCAGCCUAAGUGCAUCACUCGUGACCUUGAAUGGGGAGUUCCUGUUCCGUUUCCUGCUGAAAAAUUCAGAAAAAAGGUGAUGUAUGUUUGGUUUGAUGCCCCCCUUGGUUAUAUCUCUAUUACGAAGUGUCACACAUCCAAGUGGGAGCUGUGGUGGAAGAAUCCCCAGAAUGUCGAGCUUCACUGUUUCAUGGGGAAAGACAAUGUCCCUUUUCACUCGGUCUAUUUUCCUUCAUAUCUGAUUGGAACAGGGGAAAAAUGGACCCUUCCUCAUUCGAUACAUGCUACUCAUUUUCUGUUAUAUGGUGCAGGAAAAUUCUCUAAGAGCAAUGGUAUUGGUGUUUUUGGUGAUGAUGCGAAAAAAACAAAUAUACCUGUAGAAGUAUGGAGAUACUAUUUGACAAGUGUUAGACCUGAAACGUCUGAUUCAAGAUUUUCUUGGGAGGACUUGCAAGCUAAACUGAACAGUGAGCUUGCUGAUAAUUUGGGUAAUUUCAUGAAUCGUGUGCUGACCUUUGUUGCUAAGCCCUCUGGCAAAGGAUAUAACUCUGUUAUUCCUGAUGUAUCUGAUGUUGUGCCGAGUGAGAUGGAUGCUGAGUUCAUUGAGUACCUUUUACGCUACGUGCAGGAAUAUGUCAAGGCUUUGGAGAAGGGUAAGUUAAAGGAUGGUCUAAAGGCUGCAAUGGCUAUUGCUAAUGAGGGAAAUAGACUGUUUCAGAGAACUGAAGUUUGGAAGCUUUAUGUUGAAGAUAGAUCAAGGUGUUCAUUUAUUGUCAAAACUUUAGUCGGAGUUGUUUGCAUUCUUGCAUGCCUGCUUCAACCAUUUAUGCCAUCAUUUAGCACAGAGGUGUUGAAGCAGCUUCGCCUUGAAGCUCAUGAACUUACGCUUCACGAUGAUGAUAUUGAGAGGGUUCAAAGGCCUUGGGAACUUGUCCCUGCCGGUCAUAAGAUAGGAAAGCCACGUCCUUUGUUCAGGAAGUUGAGUCAGAACGAUGUCAACAAACUGGAGAGAGAGUUUAGUGGAAUCCAGAACGGUGGAAUCCAAAAUGACAGGUUUGAGAAUGUGAAGCUACUAAACAAAAGCAAGUUCGAGGGUGUAUCGAAGGUCGGAAAAGAUGACGGAAAUUGAAAAAAAAUAAAUGAAAAAAAAGCAAAGGAAAAAUGUCGGAAAGAGGACUUCCACUGCCGGCGCUGGCGCAGGGAGGAGUACGACAAGCGAGGUUGGUCGGCAACGACUGACUUCUCUUGUCUAGGUUUUAACCCCUCUCUCUCUUCCACACAACUUUGGGUUUGAAACUUGAGGGGAAUGGAGUUAGAAACUUAGGAGAGGAUGGGAGAUUGGGAUUCUAGGGGGAUGGGGUGGAGAUAGAUACCCUUGGGUAUGAACCUCUACCCUAAAUAUGCCCAACCAAACAAUGAAAUGGAUGUCAUUCCAUUCCAUUAAAAAUACCCCAACCAAACACCCCCUUAGAAAUUUCAAGAUAGCCCCUCCGGAUCUCAUUAUCAAUAGAGCUAGGGACUGUUAUAGAGAGUUUAACCUUGCGCAGCCCAGUAGCAACUGUCCUAGUAGUUCUUCGAACCACAACCAACCCUGAGACUUUUCCGACCAGUGUUAUGUCCUCGUGCAUGUGGAUGCUUCCUUUGCAAAUCCAAGUAUUCCAAUGGGCCUAGGGGGAGUAGUAAGAGACAAUCGGGGAAGGUGGGUUAUAGGUUUCAGUGAUUUUUGUUAUGCUAGUGACGUUUGGAGGCAGAAUUGAAGGAUAUUCUAAGGGCCCUGCAAGUUGCAGGCAACCAUGGAUUGUGUCAAGUGAAACUUGUUACUGAUUGCAAAUUAGCAGUGGACAUGUUACACCAAAAAGAUUGCUUAGCUAACAAAUACAGACUCAUUGUCAACACUUGCAGGGAAGCGGCAGAGAAGCUGGAGAACCUUGAGAUUGUGCACUGUGGCAGAAACUCCAACAAAAUUGCAGAUGGCAUGGCCAAAAGGAGUAGGAAGGAGGAAGUCUCUGAAUGUAACUAGAAUCUAUUCCCAUCCCCUUAUUUAUUGUUUGGACUUCUAUAAGGAAGAUUGUAAUCAACUCUUUAUGUUUAAUUCGUAAUGAACGGCACUAUUUUCACCGGAAAAAAAGAUAGGUUGAAAGUUCAUGAUGUAGUACAUAUGUAGGUAGAAGGAUCAUGAGGGGUGAUAACUUUGACUUUAUAUGCGGGGUCAAUUUGCUUCUACCUUUUUAAUGUCAUACUUAUGUAUAAUGUCUAAGUGCAGCUAUUUGUAAAUAGCUGCUCAAUAUAUGACUUUCUCGUUA
Messenger RNA from Beta vulgaris subsp. vulgaris (sugar beet), 3505 nucleotides. RefSeq names its product methionine--tRNA ligase, cytoplasmic. Gene Ontology annotation, biological process: methionyl-tRNA aminoacylation. Gene Ontology annotation, molecular function: ATP binding; methionine-tRNA ligase activity. The transcript has 14 exons. Gene Ontology annotation, cellular component: aminoacyl-tRNA synthetase multienzyme complex; cytosol. Lineage: Eukaryota; Viridiplantae; Streptophyta; Magnoliopsida; Caryophyllales; Amaranthaceae. The coding region runs from base 493 to 2331 and encodes 612 amino acids. The record is from RefSeq and is a predicted model, not a curated record.